Molecule: messenger RNA, 1954 nt
Organism: Coffea eugenioides
Lineage: Eukaryota; Viridiplantae; Streptophyta; Magnoliopsida; Gentianales; Rubiaceae
Product: lysosomal Pro-X carboxypeptidase-like
Exons: 10
Coding region: 171-1682 (503 amino acids)
Biological process (GO): proteolysis
Cellular component (GO): vacuole
Molecular function (GO): serine-type exopeptidase activity; dipeptidyl-peptidase activity
Source: RefSeq, a predicted model, not a curated record
ACAAUACAUUACGAAGUGUACUACUAGUUUGUUGACUUGUGUUUCCAAAGUCGCCGGAGACGGAAACUGUACACAGAAAAUCUAACAGCAGUACCUACACAGCUCUUUAUCACUCGUACCACCACCCACUUCCCCUGCCUAUGGCCUGAAGGAGGUUGUCAACUAAGAUAAUGGCCACUCCACCAUUCCCUCUCGUGCUCUCUUUCCUAAUCCUUCUGUCCCUCUCCUCCUCAGCUAACUCUUAUCCCCCUCGAUCUUCCAAACAUGCCCCUCGCUUUCUCGGUAAAUUCUCCCACCUCCACCAACCGACGGACCAAAAAUACGAGACCCGAUACUUUGAGCAGCGGCUUGACCACUUCAGCUUCGCCGACCUCCCAUCUUUCCGCCAGAAAUACUUGAUCAAUACUCAGCACUGGCUGGGGCCUUCCCGUCUCGGCCCCAUCCUCUUCUACUGCGGCAAUGAAGGCAAUAUUGAAUGGUUCGCUGCCAACACUGGCUUUGUUUGGGAAAUUGCCCCCCGCUUCGGCGCCAUGAUCAUUUUUCCAGAGCACCGGUACUACGGGGAGUCAAUGCCAUAUGGAAGUCGGGAGAUUGCAUACAAGAACGCGAGUACAUUGUCAUAUUUAACAGCUGAGCAAGCGCUUGCUGAUUAUGCUGUUUUCAUCACUGAGCUUAAACGGAAUCUUUCUGCUCAAGCUUGCCCUGUAGUCUUAUUUGGUGGAUCGUAUGGAGGAAUGCUAGCAGCAUGGAUGCGGCUAAAGUAUCCUCAUAUUGCUAUUGGGGCAUUGGCUUCCUCAGCACCAGUUCUUCAGUUUGAAGAUAUUGUGCCUCCUGAAACUUACUAUGACAUAGUCUCUAAUGAUUUUAGACGCGAGAGUAUUAGCUGCUUCAACACAAUCAAAGAGUCUUGGGAUAUAAUUGCAUCAAAGGGAGAAGAAAACGAUGGACUUAACCAGCUGACAAAGGCUUUUCAUUUCUGUCGGAAGCUGGAUAGCAGUGAAGAUCUUUCUGAUUGGCUCGACUCUGCUUAUAGUUAUUUGGCAAUGGCUGACUAUCCAUAUCCUGCUGACUUCUUGAUGCCUUUGCCUGGGAAUCCAAUAAAAGAGCUAUGCAGAAGGAUUGACAGUUGUCCUGAUGGGACAAGCACCCUGCAGCGUGUAUAUGAAGGAGUUAAUGUCUACUAUAAUUACACUGGAACCGUUGAUUGCUUUAACCUGGAUGACGACCCCCAUGGCAUGAUCGGGUGGGAUUGGCAGGCUUGUACUGAAAUGGUUAUGCCAUUUGCUAGUAGCAAAAACACGAGCAUGUUUCCAGAAUUUGAGUAUAAUUAUGCUGAUGAUGAGGAACGAUGUCUGAAGGAUUAUAAUGUCAAGCCAAGGCCUACAUGGAUUUCUACUGAAUUUGGUGGACAUGAUUUCAAAAAUGUUCUGAAAAAAUUUGGUAGUAACAUCAUUUUCUCAAACGGCCUAUUAGAUCCAUGGAGUGGCGGCAGUGUUCUGGAGGAUGUUUCAGAAACUAUUGUUGCACUUGUUACAGAAAAAGGUGCUCAUCACUUAGAUUUACGCGCAGCAACCGAUGAGGAUCCCGAUUGGUUAGUGGACCAACGGGAAUCUGAAGUGAAGCUGAUCAAGAAGUGGUUGCAGGAGUACUACGAUAACAAAAGGGCAACAUUCACGGCGUAACGAUUAAGGUCUCUGGUUUUGCUCAUCUCGCAGUCUCCAAUUCUAAAGCUCUCGUUGCUCCUACUGUUAUCAGACAAAUGCCACCGUCUACCGGUUGAAACAUGAAUUAACUCCGAUGAAAAGUACUAGUUAGAGAAUUUAGUACAAUAGUAGAGUUGCGCUUUGAUUUUGCGUUUUUAUGUCCUUUACUAAUGCGUUUAGUCAGGACUACUGCAUUAGCCAUGAAGUUACAAACAUAUGAUUAAGGAGUAUCAAACUACCAAUGUAUGUAA